Molecule: messenger RNA, 1873 nt
Organism: Vicugna pacos (alpaca)
Lineage: Eukaryota; Metazoa; Chordata; Mammalia; Artiodactyla; Camelidae
Source: RefSeq, a predicted model, not a curated record
GUCUUCGGCACCCAGAUGGAAGGCUUCAGGGUUGCUCUGAGACAGUCGUGUGGACUCGGCCAGCUGAAGGUUAUCAUCCUGGGAGAUUCCGGAGUCGGAAAGACGUCCCUCAUGAACCAGUAUGUGAACAAGAAAUUCAGUAAUCAGUACAAAGCCACAAUAGGAGCGGACUUUCUGACAAAGGAGGUGAUGGUAGACGACAGACUGGUCACGAUGCAGAUCUGGGACACAGCGGGACAGGAGCGGUUCCAGUCCCUCGGCGUGGCCUUCUACAGGGGCGCAGACUGCUGCGUGCUGGUAUUUGACGUGACUGCCCCCAACACGUUCAAAACCCUUGACAGCUGGAGAGAUGAGUUCCUCAUCCAGGCCAGUCCCCGGGACCCUGAAAACUUCCCCUUCGUCGUGCUGGGAAACAAGAUCGACCUCGAAAACAGACAAGUGGCCACGAAGCGGGCACAGGCCUGGUGCUACAGCAAAAACAACAUUCCUUACUUUGAGACCAGUGCCAAGGAGGCCAUCAACGUGGAGCAGGCGUUCCAGACCAUCGCGCGGAACGCGCUGAAACAGGAGACGGAGGUGGAGCUGUACAACGAGUUCCCCGAGCCCAUCAAACUGGACAAGAGCGACCGGGCCAAGGCCUCGGCCGAGACCUGCAGCUGCUGAGCGGGAGCGCGCCGGCACGGGGCCCCUCGCCGCCCGGAACACACGUAGGCCUUCCGCCCCCUCCUCUCCAGACAGACAGCCGGUGGCCUCUCACACCCCCAGCCCUCCUCACACACACCUGACACGCGCGCGCACAUGCACCCGACACGGGCAGACGACCCCACGCCUAGGCCUGCGGCGGCCCCGCCGGGGUCCCCACGCCAGCCCCCGGGGGCAGCGGACAGGCCAGCUGUGAACGUCGCCCUGCUGUGCGGUCGGCAAUGGAAGCUUCUUGGUGUCCACUGGAGAGAGAACUGUUUACAGUUAAUCUGUGUCUGAUUAGUUCCGAUUUUUUUAACCGUCUUGUGGUCUUUGUACCCCCUCCCCCGUGAAGGCUACCACUCGGGAAGGCCGGUGCCCCUGCUGCGUCCCAGGCUCACACCCAGUCUGACCGGGCUGAGUUUUGUAUGUAUCUGUUAAUGCUUGUUACUUUUAACUAAUCAGAUCUUUUUACAGUAUCCAUUUAUUAUGUAAUGCUUCUUAGAAAAGAAUCUUAUAGUACAUGUUAAUAUAUGCAACCAAUUAAAAUGUGUAAAUUAGUGUAAGACACUCUUGGAUGUGCUGAAGUCCUGUCACGCAGGCGUAGAGGUGGCGGUUGAACCCUGUUUGGAUCACAGUCUCGAGAGAUUCAGAAGUCAGCUGGAGGCAGUAUUCUGUACAGUAGACGCGAGAAUUACGUACGCCUUUUAUCAGAGACUUAUGAGCCAAAAAGCUUUUCAUCUCUCCAGGGGGAAACUGUCGCAUUCCUUCUGCAUCUAAAUUUUCCAAAAGGUUGAUUUGCAUAAUACAGUGGUGUGUGCGAUGGAGAAAUGGCCGUUGUUUCAAAAACUUAAACUCAUUUUUCCUUUUUUUCCUGCUCCACACUUUGAAACCACCCCCCCUUAGUCAGCAUCCACCUACCAGAGGGAAAGGAACACCCCCACAGAUCUGUCCUGGUGACUUUACCUUUGUUCUAGAAGGCGCUCCCUGCAGGGUUGAGGCACCCUUAGGUUAGCACACCUUGUUGUCCCCAGCCCCGUGUCUCCGGUGCGGAGCCCAGCUGUCCCCGGCGGCCCUGCAGAGCAGCCUGCUUGCGGAGUGCUCCCCUCCCCGAGGCCUGCGUCCCAGGGUGUGGGCCUAGUUCUUCUGUAAAGAGACGAACGUGAUGCCAAUAAAAUGUAACAAGAACAAA